GGGGACCUGCGGGGCGGAAAACCUGGAAGAGCAGCGGCGCGGCAGUGUCAGCAUCCUCGCAACCGGCACCUGUCUUCUGUCCCCACCAGGGUUAGUUUUUGUCCUUGCCGUCAUCCUCUCAGGCCCAGAGCACUAUGGCAUACCACAAAGAGUUCGAGACUGCAGGGAAGAAGCCCGGCCUGCAGGUGUGGCGGGUUGAGAAAAUGGAUUUGAAAUCUGUCCCGACUGAACUCCAUGGAGACUUCUUCACCGGGGACGCGUACAUAGUACUCUACACCACCGCUCCUCCAUCUUACAACAUUCACGCCUGGAUUGGCGACGAAGCUUCCCAGGAUGAGAGGGGGAGUGUUGCCAUCCUAAUGACCCAGCUGGAUGAUUUCCUGCAUGGUGCCCCAAAACAGUUCAUCGAGUUUCAAAACCAAGAGUCACUCGUCUUUCUGAGCUACUUCAAGUCUGGCAUCAAAUACAAGAAAGGUGGAAUAGCCUCAGGCUUCCAGCAUGUGGUGACCAAUGACGUAAAUGUGAAGCGCCUGCUGCAUGUUAAAGGUCGUCGGAUCAUCAAAGCCACAGAGGUGGACAUUUCCUGGGCAAACUUCAACAAAGGAGACUGCUUCAUCAUUGACUUGGGAAAGGAUAUCUACCACUGGUCUGGCUCCGAAAGCAAUCGCUAUGAGCGCCUGAAAACCACUGAGCUGGCCAUUGAUAUCCGCGACAACGAGCGAAAAGGCCGUGCUCAAGUACACAUGAUUGAAGAAGGCUCUGAGCCAGAAGAUGUCAUUAAAGUGCUUGGACCCAUGCCCAAAAUCCCACCUGGAAGCUCAGAUGAUGUAUCUGCAGAUAAGCAGAACAAAAACCAGGCAUCUCUCUAUUUGAUUUCUGAUGCCGCUGGCUCCAUGAAGACAACUAUGGUGGCUGAAAAAAACCCAUUCAAACAAGACAUGCUCUCCAACAAUGACUGCUACAUCUUGGACAGUGGGGACAAUACGAUAUUUGUCUGGAAAGGAGGGAAUGCAAAUCCAGAAGAACGCAAAGCGGCACUGACUGCUGCAACCAAGUUCAUCAAAGACAAGAAUUACCCCCAAAAAACUCAGGUCCAGGUGAUGCCAGCAGGGGCUGAGACCACCCUGUUUAAGCAGUUCUUCUUCAACUGGCUGGACAAGGAUGAGACUACAGGCCCAAGUAAGCCCUACACCAUCGGUCGCAUUGCCUACGUGGAGCCGAUUCCCUUCGAUUCCUCCACACUUCACACCAACCAGAGAAUGGCUGCCCAGCACGGCAUGGUGGACAAUGGCUCUGGGAAAGUCAAGAUUUGGCGUGUGGAAGGAGGUGAUAAAGUACCUGUGGACCCAUCCAAAUAUGGACAGUUCUUUGGAGGUGACUGUUACCUUGUGCUGUACUCCUACAACAUGGGAGGUCAAGAGAGGCAUAUCAUAUACACCUGGCAAGGGCAGAAGUGCACUAAGGAUGAACUGACUGCUUCAGCCUUUCUCACUGUCACCCUGGACGAUUCCAUGGGUGGAGUAGCUACACAGGUUCGUGUCACUCAGGGCCAAGAACCUCCUCAUCUUGUGAGUCUGUUUAAGGACAAGCCUUUGGUCGUCCAACUGGGCGGGACGUCCCGCAAGUCUGGCCAGAGCAACCCUGCCAGCACACGACUCUUCCAUAUCCGCCAGAGCUCCACGAAAGCCACACGGGCUGUUGAGGUGGAGCCCACUGCCUCCUCUCUGAACACUAAUGAUGUGUUUGUGCUGAAGUCACCCAAUUCCCUGAUCCUGUGGCUGGGAAAGGGAGCAACUCCAGAGGAGAAGGCAGCAGCUCAGUAUGUUGCUGGCCUGCUUGGAGGAACUGCCACUGAGGUACAGGAGACCAAGGAGCCAGCUGCUUUCUGGGCAGCACUGGGUGGGAAGAAGGUCUACCAAACCUCCAAGAUCCUGCAGAAACCAGUCAGGCCUCCUCGACUGUUUGGCUGCUCAAACAAGACUGGCAGGCUGAUAGCAGAGGAGGUGCCAGGUGAGUUCACACAGAUGGAUCUGGCAAUCGAUGAUGUCAUGAUUCUGGACACCUGGGAUCAGAUCUUCGUUUGGGUCGGAAAGGAUGCCAAUGAGGCCGAGAAAACUGGAUCACCCAAGAUUGCCCAAGAGUAUAUGAAUUCUGACCCCUCCGGCCGUCGCGGUAUCCCCAUCACCAUCAUUAAGCAGGGGGAGGAGUUAUUCACUUUCACGGGCUGGUUCCAUGCCUGGGACCCCAAGAUGUGGGACAAAGAUCUUUUGAAAUGCAUACAAGAGCGUAUCAAAAAGCAUUAGUAGAAAAACACAAAGCAGUAGCUCUUUUGAAACAUCUGAAAAGAUUGAAUUCUUCCUUAAACUUGUAAGAUAUGGUGAUCUUGGAAUUUCAAAGUUCUGUGUGGGUGCAGGGCAGCUGGGGGAUAUAUUGAGCAUUAAAGAUUUGACAUCCUAUUUUGAAACACAGAUGUAGUUAGCAUCUCAUGGGUGUUAUUUAAAUAACAAACCAUAGUCUGAAAGAACAUUCACAUUGCGAUAUAGCAACACAGACAGGAUCUUAUAAUUCCACACUCACACAAUCUAAAAUAUAGUGAAUCAAACCUUUGCUGGAAAGGUUUCUGGAAUUUCCUUGGCAGCUUUUUUUUCAUUCUUAUAUAUGCAUUACAACAAUAAUUGUCAAGUGUUUACGAUCGAGUGAAAAACCAUGAUGGACCAUUUCUCCCAAGUUCAGUAUGACCUUAAGGAAAUUUUGAAAAUGUACACGUUUCAUAAAUGAGCUACUGGAAGUGUUUGUGACAAAAACAAUGUCUAUUUUUACACAAAAUUUCGCUUUUUACAGCCUGGAUUGCCAAGACAAAUUUGGAUUGAGAAAUUCUGCA
This is a messenger RNA of Xiphias gladius (swordfish), 2881 nucleotides long. It is a transcript of the gene scinla, whose product is annotated as scinderin like a. The transcript has 17 exons. The coding region runs from base 135 to 2303 and encodes 722 amino acids. Gene Ontology annotation, cellular component: actin cytoskeleton; cytoplasm. Gene Ontology annotation, molecular function: actin filament binding; phosphatidylinositol-4,5-bisphosphate binding. The record is from RefSeq and is a predicted model, not a curated record. Gene Ontology annotation, biological process: actin filament severing; actin polymerization or depolymerization; barbed-end actin filament capping. Lineage: Eukaryota; Metazoa; Chordata; Actinopteri; Istiophoriformes; Xiphiidae.